AUGCCAAGGAUCGAACCCAAGCUCAUGGCAAAAGCGUAUUCACUAAACAAACUGCUACCUUUAUUGUUGCCCGAAUGUCGAACGAUCGUCGACGCCAAACGGGAACUUGGAUGGAUUAAAAAGGAAUUGACAACACCCUUUCAAGUAUUGAGGGCUUGUCAGAUGAGAUUCAUGCAUUAUCCUCUGCAAUAUAUUCUGAAAUCUCAACCAUUUGGCAUAAUUGAUGUCCCAUGCAGACGGGGAGUCUUGAUUCCUCGAUGGGAAACAGAAGAAUGGACAGUCGAUGUCCUUAAUCGAAUUCCAGACAACUUGCCUAUCUCUUUAAUUGAUCUUUGCACUGGAACAGGAUGUAUUCCAGUGCUUAUCAAGAAGCAGAGAAGCCUUGCCCAUUGCAUUGGUGUCGAUGUCAGCGAGAAAGCGCUUGCGCUUGCCAAACGUAAUUCCAAACAGAACGGUGUCGACGUUACUCUGCUGAAAAGGGAUAUAAUCAAGGACUCGAGCAAUAUUAUUUCCAAACAUAUUGAUCUUUUGACCUGCAAUCCACCCUAUAUUUCAAAGGAGACAUUCACUAAAGAUUCAAGGGCAUCGGUACGUGUUUUUGAACCGAGACUGGCUUUGAUAGGCAACCUUGAGUUUUAUCAAAAUUUGAUUCAACAUUGGCUGCCAAGGGUGGAUGCUUUCGUUUACGAAAUCGGAGACAUAUCACAGGCCAAAUAUAUCAUUGCCCAAAUUUCCAAAUCUCCACUGCAUGCACGCCUUUGGAGUGUGGGAAUUCGUUCUGAUUUGAAUGACCUACCAAGGGUCGUUUACGGAUUUAGAAAAGAGUCCAAAAAUUUCGAUAAAGCAAACAUGUUUUGUGGGUUUGGUCGUUUGUACCACUGA
Messenger RNA from Lachancea mirantina, 882 nucleotides. The record is from the annotation of a GenBank genome assembly. NCBI's taxonomy places the organism in Eukaryota, Fungi, Ascomycota, Saccharomycetes, Saccharomycetales, Saccharomycetaceae.